CUAGUGGGCCUGGGCCCCCAUAUUAAACCCAAGAAAAUUUCAUGUCUCUCGACCCUUUAAAAGCCUUUCACCCCAAACAUCCGAGAAAACCCUAAUCAAAGAUUGCAGGUUGCGGCGUAGCCAGUAGCAUUAUCAUUUUCAGAUCUUCACUUCCUCAGAGAGACAAAAACUAACGAUGUCUUCCAGUGAGCUUGCCUGCACUUACGCUUGUUUGAUCCUCCACGACGACGGCAUUCCCGUCACCGCGGAGAAGAUUGCUGCACUGGUGAAGGCAGCGAAUCUUACCGUUGAAUCUUACUGGUUCAGCUUGUUUGCUAAGCUCGCCGAGAAGAGAAACCUGGAGGAGCUCAUCAUGAAUGUUGGGUCCGGUGGCGGUGGCGGUGCUGUUGCCGUUUCUGCCCCAGCCGCCGCCGGCGGUGCUGCUGCCGCAGCUCCUCCUCCCGAGGAAAAGAAGGAAGAGCCAAAGGAGGAGAGUGAUGACGAUAUGGGAUUUAGCUUGUUCGAUUAGGAGCUCCUUUCAGUAUGUUUUGGUCCUUCUAUGGAAUACUUUGUUUACCUUGCUUGUAGUUCCUUAUUGAAUUUUAUAUAUGUAGCCAUCUUGGGAGAGGUCUCUAGAAGUUUGGGAUUGUGAACCUUUAAACACUUCUCUGUUCUUUCUUAAUUUAAGUGUCGGAUUUUUAUGUCUUAA
Messenger RNA from Cornus florida, 688 nucleotides. Its product is annotated as large ribosomal subunit protein P1-like. NCBI's taxonomy places the organism in Eukaryota, Viridiplantae, Streptophyta, Magnoliopsida, Cornales, Cornaceae. Gene Ontology annotation, molecular function: protein kinase activator activity; ribonucleoprotein complex binding; structural constituent of ribosome. The coding region runs from base 176 to 508 and encodes 110 amino acids. Gene Ontology annotation, biological process: translational elongation; cytoplasmic translation. The transcript is spliced from 4 exons. Gene Ontology annotation, cellular component: ribosome; cytosolic large ribosomal subunit. The record is from RefSeq and is a predicted model, not a curated record.